Messenger RNA from Rosa chinensis, 3087 nucleotides. RefSeq names its product receptor-like protein kinase FERONIA. Gene Ontology annotation, molecular function: ATP binding; protein kinase activity. The record is from RefSeq and is a predicted model, not a curated record. NCBI's taxonomy places the organism in Eukaryota, Viridiplantae, Streptophyta, Magnoliopsida, Rosales, Rosaceae. The coding region runs from base 231 to 2918 and encodes 895 amino acids. The transcript has a single exon. Gene Ontology annotation, biological process: protein phosphorylation.
CUGGACAAAAAAAUCAUACAACAACCCAUCCUAGAACUCAGUCAUUCUUUUCUUUUGUUUAAUGCAAGCUUUAUCUAGGAGUUCUAAUGAAAUACGGUGCUUAUAACUUGUUUCAUAGCGCCUGUAAAGUCUUUUAAGCUUAAUUAUCCUCCUCCAACCUUCGACUUUCCAAAGUCCAAAUUUUGAAUCAGAAAACUAAACACACACAUUACUGUUAUGCUCAUGAUUCUAUGAGCAGAGUAACUUCCCCUGUUUCCAACUUCAUCCUUACCCUCUCGAUCAUCUCUCUCCCUACGAUGAAACCAAUCAUCACUCGUCUCUACCUCUACUUGUUCCUCCACAUCCUCACUCUCUUCGUCACCGGUCAGUCGCCACCAUACAUUCCGGUCGACAAUAUCACCCUCGCCUGCGGCAGUUCCGGCCAAUCGAGCUCCAAUGGCCUCAGAAAGUGGAGUGGAGAUAUCGACUCAGAAUUCACCCCAAUAGGUAACGCAUCCCAAUCCAUCGAUGCACCGCGAUCGUCCACCCCUAGCCAAGUCCCUUACACCAAAGCUCGGCUCUCUCGCUCCCGAUUCACUUACAGAAUUCCCCUCUCUCCCGGCCAAAAAUUCAUCCGCUUGCAUUUCAAUCCAGAUACAUACAACCCGAACUUCCGACGCUCCAAUUCCCUCUUCUCCGUCACCGCCGCCGGCUUCACUCUCCUCAAAGACUUCAACGCCUCCGUCACCGCCGACGCUUCCCGCAGGUCCCCGCUGGUCAGAGAAUUCUGUGUAAACAUCAAGACAGGACAGAGACUCGAGAUCACCUUCAUACCAAGCAAAGAUGCGUACGCUUUCAUCAACGGAAUCGAAAUCGUGUCCAUGCCCACCGGUUUUUACUAUACAAAUUCAGCCCAUUUCGUCGACACCAGCGCAAGCACAUAUCCGAUCGGAAACAACACAGCUCUGGAGAUGGUGUACCGAAUCAACGUCGGCGGAGGCCCCAUCUCGCCGGAAGAAGACACCGGAAUGUACCGGAAUUGGGACACCGCCGACGAAAUUUAUUUGGAUAAUUUAAGUAAAAAAUUGAGCGAGCUACCACAGAACGAUACAAUCGAGCUCAACUUUGUCAAAGUUCCAAAAUACUCUGCCCCGAAACCAGUUUACAUAACAGGUCGGUCAAUGGGGAUGUACAAAAAUAUCAACAAGCGCUAUAACCUCACAUGGGUAUUUCCCUUGGAUCCCCAGUUUUAUUACCUGGUGAGACUCCAUUUCUGUGAGUUUGAAUCUGAUAUUACCGAGUCCAGAGAUCGAGCGUUUCAAAUCUUCAUGGCCAAUCAAAUCGCAGAAAAUAUUUUUGAUGUUGUCGCGGAGAGCGGAGCAAAUGGGAAUCCAGUUUACAGAGACUACGUUGUGAGCAUGUUCACGUCUCCGGUUGGAAGCGAGAAGAAAGUUAACCUCUCUCUAGUACUCUCAGCGCUCAAGAGAGAUUCGCAUACUACUUACAACGAUGCCAUCUUGAACGGGCUAGAAAUCUUCAAGCUCAACGACUCGAGUGGGAAUCUUGCCGGACCCAACCCCGACCCGCUCCCGGUGGACGCAGCAAAGGUACAACCGAAGAAGAAGUCUACCCCUAUGGCAGCUAUUAUUGCAGGUGUAGUUUCGGGGUUACUUAUGCUCUCUCUUCUCGGAUUUUUUGUUUUCCGGCGAGGGAGAAAGGCCAAGGACUAUAGCUCAGGUCAAGUAAAGUGGGGUCUGCUUUCUUUUCCAACGACUACUAAGUCCACCACGUCUUACGGUUCAUCUCUGCCGUCCGAGCUGUGUCAUCGCUUUUCAUUCCCGGAGAUCAGAGCCGCCACGCAAAACUUUGAUGAUUCGAACGUUAUUGGGGUUGGCGGGUUUGGUAACGUGUACAAAGGUACCAUCAACGGUGCGUCCAGCCCCUUUGCGAUCAAACGGCUGAAAGCGGAGUCGUCACAGGGUGCCCUUGAGUUCAAGACGGAGAUCGAAUUGCUCUCCCAACUCCGUCACGUCCAUCUCGUGUCUCUGGUCGGGUACUGUGACGACAACGGUGAGAUGAUUUUGGUGUAUGACUAUAUGGAAAAUGGGACCCUACGCGAUCAUUUGUACGACUCCGAAAAUCCACCUCUUCCUUGGGAACAAAGGCUUCAAGUUUGUAUUGGCGCGGCGCGUGGGUUGCACUACCUUCACACUGGUGUCAAGUGUAUGAUCAUCCACCGAGACGUGAAGAGCACGAACAUCUUGCUGGACGAUAAAUGGGUGGCCAAGGUCGCCGAUUUCGGGUUGUCGAAAAUGGGCACGACCACCAUGUCCAAGACCCACAUUAGCACCAUGGUCAAAGGCAGUUUCGGCUAUCUCGACCCGGAGUACUACCGUCGUCAACAGUUGACUGAGAAGUCUGAUGUGUACUCGUUCGGCGUAGUAUUGUGUGAGGUGUUGUGUGCUAGACCGGCUUUGAUCCGUACAGCGGACAAGAAGCAAAUGAACCUAGCUGCAUGGUUUAAGACCUGUCAUGGAAACGGAGCGCUUGACCAAAUCAUUGACCCGAAUUUGAGGGGUGAGAUUGUAAAUGAGUGCUUGAACAAGUUUGUUGAAAUUGCAAUUAGUUGCAUGCAUGAUAAUAGGAGUGAACGACCGUCCAUGAAGGAUGUUAUAUGGGCGCUUGAGUGUGCAUUAAAACUUCAACAGACCGCAGAGGGUUCGGAUUUGGAUUUCAAUGCUGGAAAAAAGCGUGAAGAUGAGGCUUCACUGGUGAAUGAUAGUGAUGCAGGGUUUAGUGGCACAUGGGAAGACUCGUCAAGUUCGAAGAAUAGCAAGGUGAGCAAAACUAGUAGUAGUUACCAAAAUUCCAGUGCUAGUGAUUCCAUUAAAGGGUUGUCAGGUACAGUCUUCUCUGAGAUCGAUUCCAAUGGAAGAUGAUUCAAUCAUAUAUAAUCGUUCAGUGAAAUUGUAAAUGUUGUGCAUUUGUGUUUAAUGAUCUCACCUCAGUUUGUAACUAUAUAUGUUGUGUGCUUCAAUCCAAGUGAGUAGUGUGAUGAUGUAAUUUUGAACAAGGAUAUAUCAUUUGCUCCUACUUUUUGUGCACCUA